GCGGGGUGGAGUGGGGGCGUUACGGAGGGGCAUUGGGGUAUCCGUUCGGGCGGCCUGUAGGUGUCUAGAAAGGCCCCCUCGGAGAAGCCAAGCCGGGGUGUUGCCGCCGCCACUGCCGCCGCCAUGUUUGGUUGCUUGGUUGCGGGGAGGCUGGUUCAAACGGUGGCACAGCAAGUGGCAGAGGACAAGUUUGUAUUUGAUUUGCCUGACUAUGAGAGCAUCAAUCAUGUGGUGGUCUUCAUGCUGGGGACCGUUCCCUUCCCAGAGGGUAUGGGCGGAUCGGUCUACUUCUGCUAUCCUGAUGAGAAUGGUGUGGCCGUGUGGCAGCUUCUUGGAUUUGUCACAAAUGAAAAACCAAGUGCCAUCUUUAAAAUUUCUGGUCUAAAAUCUGGUAAAGGCAGUCAGCAUCCGUUUGGAGCCAUGACUAUCCCCCAAAUGCCAUCUGUGGCCCAAAUUGGGAUUUCUGUGGAGCUUUUGGAACUCUUGGCCCAACAGACUCCUGUAGCAAGUGCUGCUGUAUCAUCAGUCAAUUCAUUCACAGAGUUCACUCAAAAGAUGUUAGACAAUUUUUAUAACUUCGCUUCAUCCUUUGCUGUUACUCAGGCCCAAAUGACACCCAACCCAUCAGAAGCUUUUAUUCCUGCAAAUGUAGUUCUGAAAUGGUAUGAGAAUUUCCAAAGACGGCUAACUCAAAACCCUUUUUUUUGGAAAACAUAAUCCUGAGUCAGUUUCUUGGAAAUUCACUCUAGCAACCAGACAGAGCUUAAAAGAUGCAAUACACCGAGCCUGCUGAAGACCAUCUGGAUGAAUGAAUAAGUUUGAGAUGAAGGGAGAAAAAAACCUCAGCUUUUGUAAUACUUCUGGGACUUCAUUUAAAAUUAAAACGUAAAGAGUAGUCAUUGCAGCGUGUCAUGUUUUCAAAGUUAAAAACUGUGAACAUAGAAAUCUAUGACGUGAACAGAAAACAUGGUCAACGCUAUUAACAAGCAUAAAGCUUUUGAUUUGAUUUUUCUUUCAUGCUUAGAGACUGAUGUUGUGCAACAUGUUUGCUUCUAAAAGUUUGUUAGUAGCUUGUAUAACUUCUAAAUGUCCUGUUCAGUUAAUUCUGCCUUAUCAGUAGUUGAUUUGAUUACUUUGGUUUUCAUGUUCAAAACGAAUAGUUUCAUCAGUAGCCAUGACAAAAAUCAUAUACUUCUGACUGUAUUCCUGAUUAAUUCUGUCUGUGUACUUCUUUAGCCUAGAGAGAUGGGGACAAUGGGACAUUUAUUACUGUCUUUCUUUGGGCGUGCUCUGAAGGAUUGUCCCAUGAACUGUUUCCAACUUAAGGUUGUAGAAAGUUGCAGUUGUUGACCAGGAUUUCUCCAAGCCUAUUUUGUAUAAUGCAGAAGCCUUAUGUAUAGUGACUAUUGAUUCAUUUUUUGAGGGCAACUAAGAGCUACCUCUAAAAUGCAGUGUGCACAUUCUUUGGGGAGAGGGCAGUCAAGAGCCACCUGCAAAAUGCCUCUUGAUUGUGGAGAGAACAAAUAGGGAAUCUGACCCCUUCAAAAAGGUCAAUCUGUCUCUUGAAAAGUGAAAGCAGAUUCUAGUUGGUUAUCCAUAGGUCUGGCCCAGCAUCUUAAAAGCUGUCUUGGGACCAGUGGCGGGGAGGAGGAGAUCAACAGCAAAAGACUAGAUACUUUCCCACUUUUUAUAAGCCUUGGAAAAAUUUGUUCCAGCCCCAUUGUCAAACCAAUUUCCUAUUCUGUCUUGUGCUAUGCUCAUUACCACUUAAGUUUUUAGUUUGUAUGGUCUGUGAAGAAUGCAUUUCUGAAUUCUGAGCAUUAGGUUCAGCUGCUUCCAAGUUUUCCUCAGUUUUGCCUUGGGAGUAUCAGUGAAACCUUGCUGUUUUUCUCUUGAAAAGCUUGGAUUCUCAUUCUC
Candoia aspera is the source of this 1917-nucleotide messenger RNA. It is a transcript of the gene HIKESHI, whose product is annotated as heat shock protein nuclear import factor hikeshi. The record is from RefSeq and is a predicted model, not a curated record. Lineage: Eukaryota; Metazoa; Chordata; Lepidosauria; Squamata; Candoiidae. The coding region runs from base 124 to 717 and encodes 197 amino acids. Gene Ontology annotation, cellular component: nucleus; cytosol. Gene Ontology annotation, biological process: protein import into nucleus. The transcript has 5 exons. Gene Ontology annotation, molecular function: nuclear import signal receptor activity; Hsp70 protein binding.